Lampris incognitus (smalleye Pacific opah) is the source of this 3361-nucleotide messenger RNA. It is a transcript of the gene ngef, whose product is annotated as neuronal guanine nucleotide exchange factor. The record is from RefSeq and is a predicted model, not a curated record. The transcript has 15 exons. Bases 512 to 2827 code for a protein of 771 amino acids. NCBI's taxonomy places the organism in Eukaryota, Metazoa, Chordata, Actinopteri, Lampriformes, Lampridae. Gene Ontology annotation, biological process: activation of GTPase activity. Gene Ontology annotation, molecular function: protein binding; guanyl-nucleotide exchange factor activity.
CAGGCAAAGCCAAGCUGAGGAAGGGAAUGUCUUAGUCUCAGAGUGUCUCAGCCCCGUGAAGAACAGGGUGUGAAAGAGUGUGGAGGAAUGAAAGCGUAAAAAGGAGGUGGGGUAAAGAGCAGGUGACUGUCAUAAUUUCUCUGGGAAAGAUAUGAGGAUGACUCUGACAGGUUUCAAAGGCCACCUAGUUAACAAAUAACGUCCAGGCUGGAGUGUUCAAACAGAGGGAGGGUGAUUAGAGAUAGAGUUAAAGAGAGCGGCAAGUAAAGGAACGCUUUUCUGGCCUCUUUCUGUCUCCCUUAGCUUUCCAUCCUGUGACCGAAUUUCUAAGGACUAUAGUAUUUUAUUCUCCUUGUGGAAUAACUUGUAAUCUGGACGCCUUAUUCAGAGGCAUGGAUUUUCUACUGGAUUCUGGGUAACUUUGACUAUUUUUUUUCUCUUUUUAAUCAAAGUCAAACUGAGCAGGCCUUUUUUUCUAUAAAUCAUUUAAAAGGGGCAGGAACCCACCUUUAUGGCAAUGACUGCCUGGUUCAGGGCCAAGUAUGGACAGAAGUCACGUGACUCUCAUGAGAAGCAUGCAGCAGUGGUGCCAACCGAGAAGAAUGAAGAAGAUGAUGAUGAUCCGAAAUUUGAAUUCAGCAGAGAACCCAUCCGCAGAAAUUCCCGCUUUUACCGUUCUAUGAGGAAGAAAAGACUGGCUUCAUCCGAACAGUCUGAAAAUUUUCCCAAGUCUGGUUCUGAGCCCAAUCCAGCUAGCAGAGCAGGGGGUUCCCCCUUAAACAGCCCUACACCCCAGGAAACAGCCCUGUUGCCCCCAUCACCAAGCUCACCAAAUUCACUGCACCGACACCACUCCAGCGGCAUGUUGCCAGCCAAUGGUGGGCCCAGAAGCCCGCGUUCACUUCCACGCUGGGAGCCUGCAGAUGGGGGCGAGAAUGAAAGAAGACAAAAGCAGGUUGUAGAAACUCCUCCUGACUCAAACAUUCAGUAUGGGGUUGGUGAGGGUGAUCGGCUCUCCUGCCAAACAGAAGGUGUUCAUUGCCCAGACAUGGAGAGCAUCUCGGAGCAUAUGACCACUGCCUGCAGUAUUCAUGUGGCCAGUGGGGAUGCUGGGAGAAACCAGUGCUCUGUCUCUGAGACAGCACAUCCAGAUGGCAUCAAAAACAGGUUGGUGAGCAAUGGAGAGAGUUCUCAGAUGAAAAUAGAGACAGUCUGCCACACCCUUAAAAUUGUCAAAAACAUUGGUUUCCUGUACCAGGAAUAUCGAGACACCUCCAAACAGCAUGAGAUUGAGUUGCGACGACAGCGUGAUGGCCUUACUUCUAGUGUCACAACGGCGUCAGCAGUCUCAGGUGCAGGAGUGAUAUCCCCUCCAGCCUUACAGUUGCAGCUAAGGAACAAUUCACGCUCACUGAGUUUGUGGCAAAGUCUGGAGGCUGUGCAGGAAAGUGGUCUACUCACCCAGUUAUCACAGACGGAGAUCAUAAUGCAGGAGGCUAUGUUUGAGCUGAUUACCUCAGAGGCAUCCUACUACAAGAGUUUGGAGGUUUUAGAAUCUCACUUCCUACAUAACCCUCUUUUAGUCAAGACCCUCAACCAAUCCGACAUGCACUUCCUGUUCUCCAACAUUGAAGAAGUAGUGAAAGCCAGUGAAAGGUUUUUAAUGGACUUGGAAAACCGAACUGAGCAGCAUAUUCAGAUCUCAGAUGUGUGUGACAUUGUCUACCACCAUGCCAAGGAGCAUUUCCAUGUUUUCAUCACCUAUGUCAUCAAUCAGGUGUAUCAAGAACAGACCUACCGACGCAUACUACAGGGAAACCAGGCAUUUCGUGAGACCAUGGCUACACUGGAGAAACAACCAUGUGUCCGAGGAUUAUCAUUUAACUCUUUCCUUAUCCUCCCCUUCCAAAGGAUAACGAGGCUUAAAUUGCUCGUGCAGAACAUUCUAAAAAAAGGAGAAGAAAACUCCGAGAGAGAGGAAAAUGCCAUCAAAGCACACCAGCAGCUGGAAAAGAUUGUAAAAGAUUGCAAUGAGGGUGUGAGGAAGAUGAGUCGCACCGAGGAGCUCAUUAGCAUUGAGAAAACGUUGGAGUUUAAAGCUAAGUCUGUACCCGUCAUCUCCCACUCACGCUGGUUGCUGAAGAAGGGUGAAGUGCAGCAUUUAGCAGGACCCAAGAGCACUCGAACCAUGCGCAGCCGUAAGCUCUACCAACCAGUCUACUUGUUUCUGUUCAACAACCUGCUGCUGAUCACCAAGCGCAGCUCCAGUGGGGAAAAGUUCCAGGUUCUUGACUCCUGCACUCGAGCCAUGUUGAGGACUGAAAGCAUGGAAGACCAGGGCCAGGUACUGGCCAACGUCUUUAAUCUGAAGCUCCUGGAAAACCAGGACGGUUCUCAAGUCAGCUACAUGCUGAAGACCUCCAGCAUGAAUGAUAAGAUCAGAUGGAUAUGUGCUCUCACUCCCAACCGGCGCUCCCGUUUUAUGUCAACCAGCUCUCAAGAAACAGAUUUUCCCCAGGUGCAAUGUAUUCAGUCAUACUCAUCUCAAGAGCCAGAUGAACUGUCAAUUGAGAUGGCUGAUAUCUUGAAGAUCUUGGAGCGAACAGAUGAUGGCUGGAUGAUGGCUGAGAGGCUUCAUGAUGGUGAGAAGGGCUGGUUCCCCAGCCGAGUGGUAGAGGAAAUCCAGAACAAGGACGUCAGGACUCAAAACAUAAGAGAAGCUUUAAGGAUUCAGCAGGCUCAGGCAGCGGGCCCUGCCACUGGAACCAGGAUGGGUACGAAAGGGUUCAGGCGUACUCCAAAAGUUUCCAAAUUAUUUAGCACUUGAACAGAUCAAGUGGAAGACCAGCGGUGAGAUAGUGAAAGUGAAAUGUUAUGAGGCAAAUUUAUGAAUAAGAAUAAAUUAUGUGAUUAGUGACAUUAAAACAAUUUCAAAUGUGCCGUUUUCCUCACACAGAACAGGGUCGUGGUUGAAGUGACAGACAACCCAGAUAAUUGAUAUGUGCACUUGCAAAAGUUUGCCACAACAAAAUCUUUAUUUCAGGAGUAACCAAAUGUCUAAUGGGUACACAUUUCACUCAACAUAUGAUUUACGGGCCUGUGGCCGGUAGCAUGGGAGGAAUGGCUCAAAUCUCAAUUAGAUGAGGAGCAAUGUAUGAGAGAGCUGAAUAAACUGCUGAAAAUAGACGUACAGAAGAUUAUUAUUUGAAUGUACUGUAAACUAGUGCUGCACGAUUUGAUGAAAAAGUAAUAUUGCGAUUAUUGUGGACAAUAUUGUGAUUUGCGAUUGCGAUAUAACAAACAAAAUUAUACAUGUAACGACCACGGAUGACUAGACUCGCUAGCCAUUGGCUAACGGGUC